Molecule: messenger RNA, 612 nt
Organism: Nakaseomyces glabratus
Lineage: Eukaryota; Fungi; Ascomycota; Saccharomycetes; Saccharomycetales; Saccharomycetaceae
Gene: CUE1
Product: Cue1p
Molecular function (GO): ubiquitin binding
Source: RefSeq, a predicted model, not a curated record
AUGGAGCACAGUGCAGCAGUGGUAGUGGCUACUUUAAUACUCGGAAUAUUUGUUGUUAAAUGGUUUGCAGCCCCGAAGGAACAUCCAUCCGCACAAAGGUUACCUAAUACGCAGCUUCCUUCUUCAUCCAAUAAUCAACAGAGAACUGCUGGUAGCUCAAAUGGCAGAGGCUCACAGCGUCGUGUUUCUUCGACUAGUAGAAGAAACAUUACACCUGAAAUGAUAGAGACAGUCCGCAAUGUUAUUCCAGCUCUGCAUCCUGAACAAAUCAGAUAUGAUUUGGAAAGUACUGGGUCCGUAGAACAAACAAUGGAAAGAUACUUUAAUGGUGAAUCUUUCCCUUUCCCUCCUGGUUACACACCUGCUAGAGAAAGCUCAGCGAAUGGGCAACAUAAUAAUAUAGACGAGCCUAGUGACAUUCGCAAAAGAAGUAACAUAAGACCUGAUAAUCUUUUAUCGAAAUUCAACGUUGAUAUGUCCGUAGAUAUGUCUGAUAUGAGCAUUAAAGAAUUAGAAAUUGAUGAAAGGAAGAAAUUACUUGUAUGGGAAGCAAGAAAAAAUAUGGAGAAACGACUUGAAACUGAUACAGAACUAGCAUCACUUAUAAAGUAA